Molecule: messenger RNA, 645 nt
Organism: Punctularia strigosozonata HHB-11173 SS5
Lineage: Eukaryota; Fungi; Basidiomycota; Agaricomycetes; Corticiales; Punctulariaceae
Exons: 4
Coding region: 1-645 (214 amino acids)
Source: RefSeq, a predicted model, not a curated record
AUGCCGGGCCCAGAGAUUGAAUUGCAGGUGUUCCUUUACGGCUCUGAUCAAAAACGACUCGAACUGAAGCUCGCCCCUCGGCUGCCACAGCACGAUAUGCCCAUAGUCCCAGGCGGUGGCGAGCGCGAGGAGUACGUCCAAGCGCUCUUGCGCAGGAUUAUGUUCAGCAUCAAGCACAGUGGUAGCUGGCAAUGCGAGUUUUGCGGAAAGCCAGCGCGCGAAACGGUCAUCCAAUUCAACUCAUGGCUACGUCUUACGCCUCCCAGAGCCGUCGCAUAUCUACACGCGAUAUGCAGCUCCGACCCCGGUCCGUGCAGAACCACAUUCGACGCCAUCGACCUCCGCAUGGGCCUUAUGUCCGGCCAUCCCCUUCGUGCCCCGCAGUACGUCCCGCGCGAACCCGGCCAGGUCUUCCCGCUGCUCGCGGCUUGCGCGUCGUGCGAGGAGGAGAAGACCGCGGACAUCAACACGCCUGGGAAGACGUCGCUCAUGCGGUGCUCCGGGUGCAAAGUGACGCGGUAUUGCGGGAAGGCGUGCCAGCGCGAAGACUGGCGGGUGCACAAGGAAUUCUGCAAGAUCCUGAAGAGCGCGCGGUGGGUGCAAUGGGAUGCCGAAGGGCGCGAGAUUUUCUCCACGGACGCGUGA